Coregonus clupeaformis (lake whitefish) is the source of this 4593-nucleotide messenger RNA. Its product is annotated as cdc42 effector protein 1-like. The coding region runs from base 2753 to 3928 and encodes 391 amino acids. The record is from RefSeq and is a predicted model, not a curated record. Lineage: Eukaryota; Metazoa; Chordata; Actinopteri; Salmoniformes; Salmonidae. The transcript has 3 exons.
CGCACUAGCGGCACUUGUCCCGCUACAAGACCGGCGACUAGAAAUCACAAUACUUCAUGAUACUACGGAUUUUGUGGGUUAUCAUAAAAAGUACUGGUUUUUAAUCGUAUCCUGUCUGUGUGAACGUCUCUUAGUCUACUUGCCCAGCAGACAGCAUGUUUUCAGUGAGGCCAAGGUAGCCUCUCAGACCCAGAUAACCAGCAGAUAACCAGCAGGUCUGGCUGAGAGAACCAGUACAGACCCAGAGAGCGUGAGGUCAGAGCCAGGACAGAGCCCAGAAAGAGGGAGGAGAGAGCCCAAAAAAAGAGGGAGUCUGGACGGACGGGCAAGGAGAAGAAGAGAUCCAGGGAUUAGGGGCUAAUCUAGGCCACGACCAAUCCCCUGAGGAGACCCCCCUUUUUCCUUCUGAAGACACAGACAGCUGCCCGGAUUACUGCAUUAAACUUAUUACCUUUUAGAGACUUAACUUCUGUUUUUGUUAUUUUUUCUGAAACCAACCAGUGCUCGGUUUCAGCCCUGCUCUAUCAGAUGCCUGGAGUGUGGGCGGCUGGAUUUGCGUAACUCUGAAAACAAAGGAUCAGAAGGAGAGGAGGAGGACAGGGCAUGGGGGGGAUGCUGGAACGUAUAGGAGACAUAUAGGACCAUUCCGUAAAGACGUGUGGGGAUAAACCUUCUGGCUCCAGCUGUGUCUGCGGGAGUCAGACGAGAGGUCAAAAAGUCUCUCUCUCUCUCUCGCUCUCUCUCUCCGUGCCCCUCAGGACAGUAAGGACAGACUCGACCCCCACUGAGCAUGGGCCAAAGAUCCUCCGACUGACACAGGAUUACAGUAAAACAGAGCUCCAUGCCCUUCUGUUAGUACAGUGUGACGGGGGUUGAGGUAUCUCUCCUCCACUUGAAAUACAUGGUUGAAACUGAGGAGUAUCUGCUUUGCCUCACAUUCACACACAAGCUGACCAGUGCAUGAUUGCUUUUGCCUUUGCAGCUCACAGUCACACAGGAGAGUUAGUAAGGGAUGUUGAGGUGGUGGCUUGAACUCUCAGUAUAUGAAGUCUGGUUAUGAGUGUCUGGUUCAUGCUCUCUAGAAGUUAAGACUAUCUCAAAUUCAACAUUACACCUAAUAGUUACACACACCUAAUAGAAGUCUGUUGGUCUGGUAAGUGAACCCCUGGUACUGCUCUCUCUCUCUCUCUCUCUCUCUCUCUCUCUCUCUCUCUCUCUCUCUCUCUCUCUCUCUCUCUCUCUCUCUCUCUUUCGCUCUCUUUCCAGUCUGUGGUAUGAGGCAUACUUCCUCCCUCUGUGCUGCUCCCAGCUUCCCCUCUUAAAACGCCAGCCAGUGGAGACCUAAAGGAGAGGGCCUGGGACUGUGGUCAGGAGCAAACUAAAAGGCUGCUUUAACCCUGACGCAAUCCCAUUCAGAGGUCUGCUUCAAGUCAUUAAUAAAGCCAGGCUAUCGCGCGUUGGAGGGCCUCGGCAGUGGAAAGCUCUUAAAAGAACAGUGUACGUUACACUAUCAAAUUAUUACAGAAAGCGAUAUCCAUUACUUUGCUGGCUAAAGAGAACAAAGGAAAAGUCCAUUAUUUGUACACCUCCUGCCAGUGUUGACUUACUGGGGUAUUUUGUGCAAUAAAAGUCGGCUAAGUGAUUUUCUUAUCAGGAUAUUUGUCAGUAUUUUAUGCAUUUAUGGCAAAAAAUAGAGCAGUAUGUUUUUAUCUGGUGGCACAUACUUUGCAUGUUUGUAAACAAGAUUUGGGGCUUCUGGUCAGAUCAGUUUGAAGUGUUGAAUGAGGGUCUCUGCUCUGCUUUUGAAGACAGAUAAAAAGUAUUUUGGGGAAAUAUGUGAUAUGAUUAAGUAGCACUCGUGUUGUAGCUAAGCGCAGGAUGAGAGAGAGACAAAAUAUCCUUAAACUCUCAGACAAAAAACAGACUUACAUUGAAUUUGUUCUCGAGAGAAGUGUCAGGAGAGUUACUGUGGUCUACAUUUAGAAGGUUCCAGAACAGUGGACUUUGAAACCCGGAACAUUGAGGACUAACAGAAGGCAAGGGUCUGUAGAAAAACCUGAUCCAGUUACUUUAUGACUGAAUGUUCCAGAUAGUGAUGUGUUCUGCCAGACCCCUUACCUGGUUCUAUAUCAAUACACCAAAUCAGUCUCUAGCAAAGAAAGUCCCCUCAAGGUUACUGGACUGUUAUAGCUGCAUUUGAGCCUCUCCUAGAUGGAGAAUUGAAUACAUUUUUGUGCUUUCUUUUAAUAAAUGGUUCCAGUGUACAACCGCAGGAGGGAUAUUUGCAGCUGGAACUGGGGUUAUUCCUGAGCUGAUGUUUUAUAAACCCAAAGCCUAAAACAACUGUCGAGCCCAGCGUCUCUGACCACACUCAAACUGUCAGUGGAUUCCAGGAACUGAGCUGCAUACUUUUUUCCUCCAUUUCUCUUGAUUUAAUCCAGCUGGAUAUGGAUGACAACAAACAGCAGAAAAUGGGACUGAAAUUGCAAACAGCACAUGAUAACAAGAGAAUACAAUAGACUGCUCCAUUACUGAAGUUGACUCUACAAGACCUGGUGGUGGAAUUCUAUUCAAAACCUAAACGAUCACAAUCAUUACUUUUGAGGCACACAAUCCCCCUGGGAGCAUUUCUAAAGCAAAUCUCCACUAACAGUUUCGCCAAAGAUAUUUAAAUUCCAUAUCCAUCCCCACUUUCAGUGGAUUUAAACAGAUUUUUGUAAUUUUUUAGAAGACCAUACCCUUGGCCAUCGCCAUGAACCUGGGUAAGAUCCCUGGGCUAAAGGGCCUGGUGGCCGGCUCUCAGGGUAAACGUAGUUUCAAAGGUGACCUCACCUUGGACAUGAUCAGCCCUCCGCUGGGAGACUUCCGCCACACCAUGCACGUGGGCCGCGGAGGGGAUGUGUUCGGGGACACUUCAUUCCUUAGCAACCACGGUGGGGCCGCCAACGGAAACGGGGAUGAUGAUUCCGUCACAAGUCCUGACAACAAGAUCGGGGCUUUCUUCUCUCGGACCCUCCGGCAUGUUCGGAAGACACCAGAGCGUCCCAGGGGGGGGUCGAAGGACCUGUCCCCGACACCCCCUCCCAUCUCCCCCAUCAUCAAGAACGCAGUGUCCCUCCCCCGGCUGGAUGUGGACGGCUGCCCUAUUAAAAACCUCUUCCACACCUCUCCUACCUCCCUGGAGGAGACCACUUAUGGUUAUGGUCUGGAGUCAGGUUUCGUCACUCUGCCUCGCCUCUCCUGCUCAGCGGAGCGUCAGUUGCAGCAGGGAGGCUCCUGUACCCCCAACACCCACGGCGGCUCGCUCACCGACGUCUCCGCCCUCCUGUCCUCCUCUGCUGACCCGACCCUGACCUCUGACCCUGGUCACAUGACCCGGUUCGACUCCUUGUCCUCCAUGGCAUCCUUCACCUUCGACCUGGGGCCCUCCCUCAUGAGCGAGGUGUUCGGUUUGAUUGACAGUCCCAAUGGCCACCCAGAGCCCAGCCACGCCUGGGAGGCAGAGGAGGCGGAGGAGCCAAGCGGCUCUGCGUUCGGGUUUGCGACCAAUGAAGGCUCGGAGAUGGACUCGGAGAUGGAUGCCACCACUGCCUCAUUGGUGGAUUCUCUGCUUCGAGAGGACUGUAGUAGUAGCAGGAAGAGUCCAUAUGGGAUGGAGUGGGAAGAGGAGGAAGAGGAGGCUAGGAGAACGAAUGUGGAUGGAGGUGAGCAGCAUCUUAAAGGGGCGGUGCCUGAUUUAGUGAUGGGCUCCCCCUCUAGACAGAGGCCUGCUAUGGAGAGUGAGAGGUUCCAGGGUUCCACUGAUGUGCUGGGGGUGCUCUACGAGGGUUGGAGGGCUCCUGAAGGGGCAGCAGAGGAUGGAUCUGGAGGGAAAGGUGACCAUGUGCCAGACCAUGAAGAAAACCCCUUACAUUUGCAUUACACCUGAUGAGGAGGAGGAGGAAAUCAAAGUCUGAACUAUAAUGACAGCCUAAAUUGUGUUUAACCAGAAGUACCUACUACAGAUUUCCCACUGGGCACACACUGGUUGAAUCAAUGUUUUUUCCAUGUCAUUUCAAUUACAUUACGUUGAAACCAACAUGGAAUAGACGUUGAAUUGAUGUCUGUGGCCAGUGGGUUGUGAUUAUUGGUUAAUUCCUUGUAAAGUCUUUUGUCUUAAGAAACUGCCUCUAUUGACCCUUCUUCUUCAUAAUUUUCAAAUAUUCCUUGGAGAAAUUGAAUGUUAUGUCGUCAGAAGACUCACUUAAAGAAUUUGAUAUUGUUCCCGAAUUCUCCCAAAUGUGGUGGAAAGUAUAUUUGUUGAAAGACUCAUUGAAAGAUGAUGGAUGCUGAAAGUUCCCCAAGCAAACAUACAUUAUGGAAGGAGCUAGAACAGGCUAAUAAUAGCUAACUACAUGUGCUUUUAAAAGAGGUCACUGGAACCAGUGGCGAACAAAGAAACAAAGAGAUGGGGUAGAAAGUGUGAGAAUAUACCACAGAAAGUGGUCUGAUGCAGAGGAGUUACCAUGGAAACCACCGGAGGUUGGUGGCACCUUAAUUGGGGAGGACGGGCUCGUGGUAAUGACUGGAGUGGAAUAGGUGGAAUGGUAUCAA